AUGAACCGGGACAGAGCGGUGCCGGGGCCCGGAACGGAAGGGGUCCAGACCGUUAUAAACCGGGACAGAGUCGCACAAGUGCCGGGAGUGGACGCGGUCCAGUCCGUGAUGAGCCGCGACAGAGCGGUACCGGCUGCCGGUGUGGACGGGGUGCAGACGGUGGUGAGCCCGGACAGCGGAGACCUGCUGGACGGAGGAGCGGCCACGGAGAAACGGCUCUUCUCCAACGCGGUGGCCGGUGGAAGAGACGCACAGGCCGUGGAGAACCACUCGGAACCUCCGCCGACGAACCCGGUGUUAGCCCCGCCACAGCAGGGCCCGAACUCCCACCGGACCACGUCUUUCUCUGUCUUGGACAUUCUGGAUCCCAACAAGUUCACGAGCAACCGGAGACUCCAGCAGCUGCCUCAGCACGCGAGCCACCGGGCCGAGCGCGAGCUGAGCGCGUACGGAGCAGAGAACCGGAGAACCGGAGGAGGAGGCGGAGGAGAGGAGCGCGAGCCCAGCCUGGAGUCCGGGAAGGGCUGCUACGGUGCGGAGGACUACCAGAGCAAGGAUGGUUUUGUGUACAGAGGCCCAGAUGACGAUGACUACCACAGAUCAGGGACCCCAGACUCCGAGGCCCCGGACGGAGCGUACAGUAGCGAAGAGAGCAGCUCAGCUCUGCCCACCAACGGAGACCGGGAUCUAGGCCAGCACAGCCACUCGGACCCCGCCAGGGACACCAAGAGUCCAGGGGGAGGCUCCGCGGGUCAGAUAACCAACGUCCAGACCGGCGGGGGCCAGGGCCAGAGCAAGCCCAAGAGGAAGCGCUCUGGCUCAGACUCCAAGUCAGGGAAGCCCCGCAGGGCCCGGACUGCCUUCACCUACGAGCAGCUGGUGGCUCUGGAGAACAAGUUCAAGUCCACACGCUACCUGUCAGUGUGUGAGCGGCUCAACCUGGCACUGUCGCUGUCCCUGACUGAGACCCAGGUCAAGAUCUGGUUCCAGAACCGCCGGACCAAGUGGAAGAAACAAAACCCCGGCGCCGAUACCUCAGCCCCCACCGGCACAGGAGGAGCGGGAGGCGCAGGGUCCGGGGUGGGGGGAGCCGGAGGGGGCCUGGGGAGCCUCAGCCCUCUGAGCCCGUCCCCUCCGGUCAGCGGCCACCUGGCCAUGCACGCUGGCUAUGCCGGACACCACCACCCCCCCACCGGCAGCCUGGUGCAGCUGCCGUUUCUGACCGCCAGCCACGUCCUGUCCCCGUUCAUGUUGGGGACCCAGAGCUACGCUGCACCUGCCUUCUACAGCACACACCUGUAG
Messenger RNA from Sphaeramia orbicularis (orbiculate cardinalfish), 1302 nucleotides. RefSeq names its product NK1 transcription factor related 2-like,b (gene nkx1-2b). Lineage: Eukaryota; Metazoa; Chordata; Actinopteri; Kurtiformes; Apogonidae. The coding region runs from base 1 to 1302 and encodes 433 amino acids. Gene Ontology annotation, cellular component: nucleus. Gene Ontology annotation, biological process: cell differentiation; regulation of transcription by RNA polymerase II. The record is from RefSeq and is a predicted model, not a curated record. The transcript is spliced from 3 exons. Gene Ontology annotation, molecular function: RNA polymerase II cis-regulatory region sequence-specific DNA binding; DNA-binding transcription factor activity, RNA polymerase II-specific.